ACAAGGCUCUUUGUGCCACAGGAAAUGGUGUAGGUCGGGAGCAGCGGGGCAGGCUGAGAGCAGAUUUCCUGUCAGGGCCAUUGCUAAGAAAGAGCAGGAACCGUUAUCUCUAGAAUAGGAGAGCAACUACUGACCCCAGCACCCCCUUAUGCCUCCCUCCUGAAUCCUGACACACCAGACUCCACCACUAGUUGGUCAACCGGCAAGUACCACUACCACCACAAACAACCUUCAAACAAGACUCUGGCUACAGCAAACAGCAAAAAAUUAAAUACCAUCCCUUUGGCUCACUUCCUCGGUUACUGCAUUUCCUGAGGCGCAAGCCCGUAGACCAGUGAGCUGGUGCAGGGAGGAGGAGAGUAAGAGAAAACCAAAGAGAAGUGAGUGAAAAAAGGAAAACUUAAAUCAUUCUACUGCUGCUACCACUUUCUGCUGCUCAGAAGCUUGACGAACAGACACAACUCAUUCUGGAAUGUUCCUUUUAUUUCAGAAUGGACUGCCAAAGUCUGUGAGCUUACCAGCAAAGAGCAGCUAAAGGGGGAGAGGAUUUUUUUUUUGUGGGACACAGCGGCAAUGCUGGGAUAUUUCAUGCAGGCUUGUGACAACUUGAUGGCUGUGUGCUAUACCUGUCAGGAUGUAAAGCCAAAUUUAUCUCUGCAGCUGAUGUGGAAUUGCUGAUAUUGUUUUCAUCUUUCUGAAGACCAAUGGUCAAGUUUUUGAUGUUACAGAUUUUUUGAACAGAAGUUUGUCUGGAGUUUACAGGGAUCCCUCAUGAAGAACAAGGCAGCAAAGCAGAAAUCUAAAAGGAAAGGGAUUGUGAGUGCUUUUGGAUGCGACCUGACCGAAUACUUACAGAGCUCUGGACAAGAUGUUCCCCAGGUCCUUAAGUGCUGUGCUGAGUUCAUUGAGGAGCAUGGCAUUGUGGAUGGGAUUUACAGGCUCUCAGGGAUCACCUCCAACAUCCAAAGACUCAGGCAGGAGUUUGGCUCAGAUCCCUGCCCGGACCUGACAAGGGAAGUGUAUCUGCAGGAUAUUCACUGUGUGGGGUCGCUAUGCAAGCUCUACUUCAGGGAGCUGCCAAACCCCCUCCUGACCUACGAACUCUACAAGAAAUUCACGGAUGCCGUGUCUGUCAAAGAAGAACAAGAGCAGCUGGCCAGAAUUCAAAAUGUCAUCAAAGAACUUCCUGAGACUCACUACCGAACCCUGGAGUAUCUUACCAGACACCUGACACACCUGGCAUCAUUCAGCACCCAAACAAACAUGCAUGCUAGAAACAUUGCCCUUGUGUGGGCACCUAAUCUCCUCAGAUCAAAGGAGAUUGAGAUUUCUACCUGUAAUGGUGAUGCUGCAUUCAUGGAGGUCAGGAUUCAGCAGGCAGUGGUGGAGUUCAUCCUAAACCACAUAGAGCAGAUCUUCAACAACGCAAGCCAUCCUGCUCCAGAGUCUGAUGAGCGCAGCGCUGUAGCAAAGUGCAUGUCCCUCCCUGCCAGCAGCCAGGCUCAGCCUAUGAAACUGGUGAGUCUGGAGGAGGCUCAGGCCCGGUCACUGAGCCCCAACCACCCGGCCCGCAGGGAGAGACGGGAGAACAGCCUGCCGGACACCAGGCUCAACACCGGGACCCUGUAUCACACCGUCAUCGACCUGCCCGAUAACAAAAGAAAGCUGUCAGGAAAAUCAAAGAUGUGGAAAUCCAUAUUUAACCUGGGCAGGUCCGGAUCUGAAUCCAAAUCCAAGCUGAGCAGGAAUGGCAGUGUGUUUGUGAGAGGACAGAAGUUAGCAGAAAAAGCUACCAUUCGGCCUGCAAAAAGUAUGGAUUCUCUUUGCUCCUUGCCCACAGAAGAAGAUGAAAAAGACAGCCAAUUUAAACGUUCGGCUGCGACUGGUGGCUUCUUCAUGCCUGCUUUCAAAUCCCGUACCUUGGGCACGGGAAGCACUUAUGAUUUAAGUAAGCAGGAUCAUGACUUGGAGCACGAGAGCCUUCCUGGUGCAAUGAGAGGAAGUUCACCUGUCAAUAAGGACAAAAUGGACACUAAGAACACACCCCAACACAAACCCCUGCCAGAGCAGCUCAAAGUGUUCAAGGGAGACGACCUCAACUGCUGUGAGCCCACUUCUCCCAAGACGCGGAGAAUGUUCUACUCCACCAGUGCCAGCGACGGAACUUCCAAACCCACCUUUCCUGGCAGCCUAUUCCCUCUUGAGGCAUCGCCGCGACACCAGCGCAAAGCCCUUAACAUUUCCGAACCCUUUGCUGUGUCCGUGCCUUUAAGGGUCUCUGCAGUGAUCAGUUCCAACAGCACCCCCUGCAGGACUUCAGUGAAAGACAAGAAUACUCUGCCUCCUGUCAGCGAAGCGUCCCCACUAAAGACUAGUAAUGACAGCGGACUUGCCGACCAAAGCAGUUGCUGCAGCAGCAGCAGUGGUUGUAGUAGUGGUAGUAAUAGUAGUGACUUGAUAACUCAAAAUAAGGAAGAUAAGCAAGUGCCUACAGUAAACUGUGGACAAGCAGCCAUUACCGUCAUGGACGAUGCAGAAGGAGAUGACCCUACACGGAUGGAAUCCCAAUGUAGGCUGACUGAUACUUCUGAAUAUCCAAAGCACUCUCCAGUAACUUCAACAGAUGAACAGCAACAACAACCACCAUGCGCAAUAACCCAUCAGUCAAAGCUGAACAUCCUCCCAUCAGCCUUGGGCACUGAUACAGCUGCCCUGAUGCAUUCGCUGCAGACAGUCAGGUCCAGUGAUGAGCUCCCAGCAAUUUUUACCCAGGUUGAUACGACACAAGCUAAAACCCACCUAGAAAUUCUACUGAGUGAAACGGAAGAACUUGCAGAGCUUUCUGAACUGACCGACGAAUCUGCUGCUGAUGCUUUGAUGGAUAAUCUUUGGCCUGAAAUCCAACUUGAGCUGAAAAUCAUUGAGCCUGAUGUGGAUAUUAUUGAUGAAGACAUCUUUGUACAGAGCCCACCACUUACUGUCCUGAUAAGUGAUGAUCUGAAGCAAACAGCAGACCCAAAUGCUAAGAGAACCAGCAGUUUUUCCACGUAUCCUUUAUUGCCCUCUGGUCCUGCAGAUGAAGUUCUCAAGACAGACUUACACAUCUCAGAUGAAAAUUGCUCAGGUGAAAAUAGUUCUUAUACGGUGCCAGAACGAAACCUGUCUUGUGACGUCAGCAGGGAAAGUAAUCCAAACCUAAAUGUGUUAGCUAAGACUGGAAACAAAACUGAGACGACACCUUCAAUAAAACCUACUGGUGACUCAAGAAGUAACUUUCACACUGAUAAUAAGCCCUCAAGUUCUAAAAUUAAUGAGUCAAUUUCAGCAGAGUCUGAGGGAGGUUUAAUCCCUGAAAGUGAUAAAGCUCAGAAGAAACACAUCAAUGAGUCGGUAAUGUCAUCAGGUCUGAAUGACUUGGUAGGACCAGAAAUAAAAUCUCCUAGAUUAACCAGUGGAAGUAAGAACCUGUCCCUGGACCUACUGAAGAGUAGCGCAAGGCUUUCAAAGUAUGAGGAGGAUAGUCCUUACUUGCUGAUUGACAAGGAUGAGUCAGGGCUGGAUAUUUCAUGUGCUUUAGAGCUAGUUGAGCCCUGGGAAGACUACACCCAACAAUGGGUUACAAGUCCACUUCAUUCACCAAAUACAAUGAAUAUCCUACAGAAGCAAGAUGAUUUCCCUGUGUGUUCAACUACAGAGAAUGUGUUUUUCAACAGACGCAGCUCAUGCAGUGCUCUUGACGCUAGAGAGCAGUUGAAGGAAUUGUGCACAGAUGUAACUAAACUUAGAGUGGCAGCUGAGCCCUCACAGGAAGGUGGAUCAAAGGCAGAAAGUGAAAUGACUUCCAGCAUGACUCCCAAUCUGCAAGCUGAGAACUGGUUGCUGCCACCCAGCGAGUCACUGAAGCCACUUAGUGUCAAAACAAGUGGGGCAAAGCAGCUUGACAGUAUUCAGCUUGCAGCAUCAAGUGCAGCCUCAAAGACACACACAGAGUCUGCAAACAUGAACAUAACGGAAGAAGAACUGUGUAAACUAUCAAAGGAAACCCCUUCUCUGCAGCAAGACUCUCUAACCACACUGGACAGCAUGGAAUCACAAGGCCAACAGAAUUCAGGAUGUGACAAACCUAAUGAAAAUGUCAUUUUAAAACACAGACCGUCCUCUCUCAAUUUGGAUCUAGGCAGUGCAUUUGGUAACACAACAGAAACAACAAGUAAUCCCUGUAAAUAUAACAACAAUGUUUUAUCCAACAACGCUUUACAUUGUCAUGGUUCAGUCACUCUGUCAGAGUCCAAGACAGCAGAUGAGUGCAGGGUGAAAUCCAAGUACAGUGCUUCAUCGUUAGAACUGGAAAUGUUUUUAACUGACCGGCAAGCUCCUGUGCGACGUAACUCUGCCCCAGUGUCAGUGUCAUCUGUAAGAACCACUUUCAUGAUCAAGACCUGUCAAGCUAAAGCUGUUCCAGUCAUACCUCCACAGAUUCAAUACACCCAGAUACCUCUGCCUUUACAGAAUAAGAACUCUGACACCCAGACGGACCAAGAGAAGACUUCAGGAAGUUCAGGAAGAAAGGAACUAGACUCUCCUCAAGCACAUCCUUUCGUAAGCGAUCCCAAAGAUGAAAAAGAGAACAAUGAACCUGCCGUUAAAACUCCCAGGCACUCUGGGGGUGACUCGUCUUUAGAGAUGCCUUUGCCUAAAUCUGUGGGGCCAGUGGGGCCUCCAGUGCUGAGAAGAAAGCGCAAUUCCAACGGUGAAGCCUUUGUUGAUCUGUCUUCAAAAUCUGACAGAUCCCCAGCACCACAGAAACCAUCCUACAGGGCUAGAUCCAACAGACCUCAAAGCCUCAUAUUGUUCAGUCCGCCAUUCCCCAUCAUGGACCAUCCAUCAGCCGGCAGCAAAUCACUGCUCUCCCCGAUAAAGAGCCCCACGGAAAGGUCUGCUCUGGAUUGUCUUUCUAAGGAACUCGCUGAUAAUCUGAAGACACCUGAAGGGGUCACUUUGAGGAAUAAAAUGACCAUGCCUAAAAGUGGUCAGAAGUUGGAGACUUCUACAAGUUGCUUUUACCAACCUCAGAGGAGAUCUAUGAUAUUUGACAGCAGAAGUAGCAGGCAAAUAGAAUGAACAUUUCUUACAUAUGUCUCUGCAAACCCACAUAUAAGUAUUACAGUACUCUUUGGUGCUGGCAGAAGAAACUAUGACAAGAAUAAAUGCUGACUAUAGUACUGACUAUAGUAUUGUGAAUACUACAGUGUACUACAGCAUUUUUAUAUUGGGAUUGUUUUGUCUUUGUAAUUGUUUAGCGUUAUCUGUUUACCAUGAAAAAAAAAGACUCAUGUUUUUAUGAGGUUAACAAUUUAUAUAUGCAGAGCAUCUGACAUUUAUAAAAAUUUUACUUUUGAUUUAAUAUAACUUUUUUCUUUUCUUUUAUAUAUUUACCAGAUGGUUAAAGUGAUAAAAUGAACAUAAUAUAUAAAUAUCAUGUAACUAAGUGAACUCCUAAAAUGAUUGUGCUUUACCGUUGUAAGCGGUAUUCCUGUUCUCUUAUCAGGUGGGGUCCAAGAUCAGCUAAAAUUCACAAAGAAUGAUUUAAAAAAUCACUUUCCGUUUGUUACCAUGCACAUUAUUCUAAAGUUUAGGUUGAGAAAACUGGAAACGUCAAAGCUGUUGUCUAAAGUAUUGGUGCUAAGUGCACUCAGGUUUACUUCACAUUUGUUUUUCCAUUAAACUUGAGACUUUAUAAAUCUGCAGGAAUAUUAAAUAAAUAAAAAAGCUGAACUGGAUAUCUACUAAAAUAAGUUGAAUUUUAAAUGGUUAUGUUGUCUGCAUAUUCCUACAAUUUCUUUCUUACCUGCUUUAUAUUGUUUGUUGUUGCUUACUACCUAUUCUAGCAGGGAUUGCUUCUCAAAACUAGUAAAGGCUUUUGUUCUGAGGUGAAGUGUGGAUGUUAGCAUUGUGUUGGGCAUAGAAGCCCAAAGGAGAAGCUUUGUGCUCUGAAGCUUGUGCAGCACUGACAUGGAUCCUCAACAAAAGAGAAUCACACAGAACAUGCAUAAUAGGAUAUGAAACAGGAAAGAAACUGGGACAAUGUAGACAACAUAAAAUACCCCUUUAAGUUGCCAAUACAAUUUGUUACUGGCUCAUACAAUGAAGAAGUAACAUGAAUUACUUAGCGUGCUGCAAGUUUGACAUCAACAUUUUUUGCUUUGUCUUUUUUUCUUACUUAGAAUGCAAGAAGAACAUUCACCAUGUUUUGUUUAUGAGAUGUUUUUUUAAUGAACAGUGACAUCUGCUGGAUAGGUGCACUACCUACAUUCCUGUAAAAAAUGCAGGUGUAAAGGUUGAUUGGGACUGUGGUAACUGUUGAGGUGAAAUAUGUGACUUUACAGUAAUGUACAUAGGAACACAUGACUAGUCUGUGGGCUGAGGGACAAUUGUUUUUCUAUUUGUAGCUGGUCAUUUAGAUUUUUCUAAGUGUGGGGGUCUGACACUUUUUUUCAAUGAGAAUUUAACUUCAGGCAUAAUUUAAGUAUAUUCCAGUGUUCAAAUCUGUUUAGUAGGCUGACAUGCACAGAAUAGCUAUCACACACUGUUGCCUUUCAUACACACUAAAAAGCAAUGUAAAUUCAAAUUGUUAGAGCGUUGUUAUUUUGUCCACCUGAAGCGAUCUACACACUUUAAAAGUCUGUGUAGAAUAAUUAUCUUUACUAUGUAGAAACUUGGCAUUGGGGAAUUUUUUUUCAUUUUUUUUUAUUUGAGCAAUCGGUCCUGUGUUAUAAUGAUCGCUCAUCAUAUUGUGAAUGAAGAAUGGUUUCAGAGUGUGUUGAUCAUGCAUUACUAGGUAGUAUGUAUAUAGUAUUAUUCAUAAGCAGAUUUAACUGAUUGCUCAAAUUCAUUAUACAUCUAAAGAAGAUCUGAAAACCCAGACAGGGUGUCAUUUUCUAACCCUAAUUGAAAGUCUUCAUUGGCCAGAGUUAAGGCUAUUGCACUCCAGAGCUAUUUCUUUAUCCAAACCGAGUCCGUCAUUGGUUGUACGGCAAUAAUGCAUUGACUUUGGAAUCAGAAUAAUUUUUGAGACGUGAUCAGAUUUGACUUGACGGAAUGGAUCUGGUGUGCAAUGGUCUUUAGUGUUGUUAGAGUGAGCAGGAGGUUGUGUUAUUAUUGAGAUGGUGAGGAUUGAGUUGGAAUAGCUGUAAAGAAGAGAGAGAUAAUGAACAUAACAAACAGUGCAAGCUUCUUAAGGUAAAGAACACAGUUUAAAAGGCGCAGAACAGUUUUAAUUGGAACAUAUAUAGCCCUCAAUGUUUGAUGAUCAUUCAAACAGAUUGAUCCGACUGAUGUUUUCCUGCAGUGUAAUCACUGCCCCCUAUUGGUAUAUUCUUGAAAUAGCUGUUGGUUUAAAGAAAAACACUAGCUAUCUCUAGGAAUGGGUUUUUUACUUGCUGAGUCUAGACAUAUUUAGCAAAAAAAAAAAAAAAAAAAAAGAGUGAUGCUAUUUAAUGGUUUUGUGAUUAUUUAAUAUAUUCUUCAAAUGUUCUCCACAUAUCCAAUAUAUAUAUAAUAUUUAAAAUAUACAAAAAAGGGGCAAAAAAUAUGCUUUAGAUACAUUUCAGAGAUAUAAUUAAAAUACCUAUCUGAUAUAUCCUAGAUAUGGACCAAGUCAUAGGUAUAUUGGUUAUUGUUUUUAUAAACGCUAUUACAGUGAUAUGAGGCACAAAAAACUGGUAUUUGAAGUAGUUGACAAUUCUUGUUGGAAUAUAGAUAUGGAAGUAUAAUGAACAAGUGGAGAGGGAUGAACUGUUGUGGGUGAGACAGGAAAUGCACACUAGCUCUUGGUCAUUGAUGUUAAAAUUAAAGAUAAUCAAAAUACUACCGGACAUUAUUUAUACUUAUGGUUAUUUAUGGUUAUAACAGCUACAUGGUAAUGUGUGUGUAUACGACCUACAGCUGUUGUUGUUACCACUUGCUGACAUAGCAACACAGAUUACAUAGUAAUGACAAUGCAAUGGUAAAAUAAUGGCCCAAUGAAAGACACUGUUCUUACCAAAUAAUAGAAAAUGAACAUGUGUCUUUAACAUUAAUGGCUCCCAUCAAAUUUGCCCCCAACUUGACUAUAAUGGCCAAAACGAUCAAGCAGCAGAACCUGCGGGUAUUCUUGUCAGUCAGGAAUAGAGUUGCCACUAGUCCUGGGUUUUACUCAGCAUGUGACACAACCCUGCACACAGGCCGCACACAUCAGCAGCUGCAUCCACAUUCAUUUAGAUAACUGUAGCAACAACACAAUGAUAGUAUCAUGAGUCCUGGUUUUUGCUGCCUGAUAGAAUAUUUCUGUAAUCGACUGUUACUGCCUUUUUCAAUACAGUUGUUCUAAAGAGACAUUUAAGCUGCAGCAACCUCCUUCAUUUCUUUUUUUGUAUCUGAGAGGUGGCAACCCUAGGGAUUGGUUGAAUGGUUUAUUGAGAAAAGCCUAAUUGAUAUUAUUCAGUUACUGAUGUAUACUAUUCUAAUGAAGACCUAUCAUGUACAAAAAAAACAAACAAAAAAAACAACAAUCUAAAGUUUUGCCAAUGUAUCUAUGGCAAUUUCACCUAAACUGUAUAUUAAUAUUGGAACCUGAAUAGGGGCCUGCUAAUAUGUAAUCAAGUCUUUUGUUGUUUAAAAGAGUUUUGUAUUGUAAAAAAAUUUUAAAAAAAAUAAAACAUCAUUUUGUACUCAUUAACAUUUCUCACUGCAGCAAACUGGAGCCUGUAUUGUAGUAUGGUAUGUAUGAAUUGUAAUUCUUUCAAAAUAAAAUAAAAGGUUACUCUUUUGCUAUAA
Molecule: messenger RNA, 8814 nt
Organism: Acipenser ruthenus (sterlet)
Lineage: Eukaryota; Metazoa; Chordata; Actinopteri; Acipenseriformes; Acipenseridae
Product: rho GTPase-activating protein 31-like
Exons: 12
Coding region: 772-5121 (1449 amino acids)
Biological process (GO): small GTPase-mediated signal transduction
Molecular function (GO): GTPase activator activity
Source: RefSeq, a predicted model, not a curated record